CGACGGUAGAAGGAUCGGUGGCAGUCGCGCGCCGGCCGCUGCCUCGAUAGGGUGUUUGUGUUUACGUCGCCGCGAUGAAAAUUUGGCCGCCAUAGAGGUUAUGUUUACGCGUGCCGCGGUAACCAAAUCGACGACGCAUGCCCUUCUGCGUCCACCUUUUCGAAAAUCCUUCACCGAUCGCCACGUGCCUGUCAAAAAAUCCAUUGACUUCCCACGACAUCGCGUCCCUCGGUGCACGGAACAUCUUAACAACUCUUUAUAUCUCCAGACUUUCAUAAAUGCGCAGGAGCGUGGUGUGUGCCGGCCCUCGGACGUGAUUUGGUGCGGUGGUGUGCGUGUAAAGGGCCAACGAGUGAGGCCGCAACGGUGAGCAUUCGAGAUGAGCUAUGAAUUUAGGCUGCCUGGUAGCCAUCGUCUUUGUGCAUCAGCUGCUGUCCGACGCCACAGCGCUACCCUCAGUCGUCAAGAUUGGUGCUAUAUUCACUCAUGACCAAAAGGAUAGCAGUACGGAGUUGGCCUUCAAGUAUGCCGUGUACAAGAUCAACAAGGAGAGGCUCAUACUGCCGAAAACGACGCUGGAAUACGACAUUCAAUACGUGCCAAAAGAUGACUCGUUUCACGCGUCGAAGAAGGCGUGUCAACAGGUCAAAUACGGCGUGCAGGCGGUAUUCGGGCCAUCGGAUCCCAUUCUGGGGCAACACAUCCACAGCAUCUGCGACGCACUGGAUAUUCCACAUUUGGAAGCCAGGCUGGACCUGGACACGGAGGCGAAAGAGUUCAGCAUCAACCUCUAUCCCGCACAAAGUUUGCUCAACGCCGCUUAUCAGGAUAUCAUGGAGUUUCUCAACUGGACCAAGGUCGCCAUUAUCUACGAGGACGAUUAUGGAUUGGUGAAGCUGCGAGAACUGGUCAGGUCGCCGAAAUCUCAGGAGAUGGAGGUUAACCUCAGGCAGGCAGAUCCAGAUUCCUACAGGCAAGUUCUAUCCGAGAUGAAAAGCAAGGAAAUACGGAAUCUCAUCGUGGAUACGAGGCCAGAGCAUAUGCAUCAUUUUCUACGAAUGAUACUGCAACUGCAAAUGAACGACUACAAGUACCACUAUCUCUUCACAACUUUCGAUAUCGAGACGUUCGACCUCGAGGACUUCAAGUACAAUUUCGUCAAUAUCACUGCCUUCCGUCUGGUCGACGCGGAGGACGUCGGUGUGCGGGGUAUCCUGAGGGACAUGGAGCGAUAUCAGCCGUCCGGGAAUACGAUUCUCAACAAAUCGAGAGUUAUACAGGCGGAGCCGGCGCUCAUGUACGACAGCGUGCAGGUGUUCGCCAUUGGAUUGAGGACACUGGAACAGUCGCACGCGCUCAGGCCUGCCAACAUCUCCUGCGAGAUGGAACACCCGUGGGAUGGAGGUUUGUCCCUCAUAAACUACAUCAACUCGGUCGAGAUGAAGGGUAUUUCUGGCCCUAUCGAGUUCAAAGAAGGACGGAGAAUUCAGUUUAAAUUGGACCUUUUGAAGCUGAAGCAACAUUCGCUUGUUAAGGUCGGUGAAUGGCGUCCAGGCAUCGGUGUGAACGUGACCGACACAGCGGCCUUCUUCGAGCCAGGAGCAGCGAAUGUCACCCUCCUCGUCAUCACUAUAUUGGAAAUUCCGUACGUGAUGAUGCACUACGAAAAAAACUACACGGGGAACGCGCGGUUUUACGGUUUUUGCGUCGACCUACUGGAGGCGGUGGCGAGGGAGGUCGGCUUCUCAUACAGAUUGGAGCUGGUACCGGACAGGAAGUACGGCGCGAAAGACCCGGAAACCGGGGAAUGGAACGGCAUCGUCAGAGAGCUCAUGCGACAUGAGCAGCCAUACGUUAUGGUGAAGAACAGAGGGAAUUUCAGCGGGAACGCACGUUACGAGGGCUUCUGCAUCGACCUGCUCAAGGAGAUAGCUCACAUGGUGGGCUUCGGCUACAAGAUCGAGCUCGUUCCGGAUGGCAAGUACGGCGUUUACAAUUACGAGACCGGCGAGUGGAACGGAAUAGUGCGCCAGCUGAUGGACAAGAAAGCAGAUUUGGCUGUUGGCUCGAUGACCAUUAAUUACGCCCGUGAAAGCGUGAUCGACUUCACAAAACCGUUCAUGAAUCUUGGCAUCUCGAUACUUUUCAAGGUACCUACCAGCCACCCAGCACGAUUGUUCUCUUUCAUGAACCCGCUCGCCAUUCAAAUCUGGCUAUACGUGCUGGCCGCGUACGUCCUCGUCUCGGUGAUGAUGUUCGUGGUCGCGAGGAUCAGCCCCUACGAAUGGAAUAACCCUCAUCCCUGUCACGCAGGCUCCGAAAUGGUCGAGAAUCAAUUCUCGUUGGCCAACAGCUUUUGGUUCACCAUUGGAACCCUGAUGCAGCAAGGUAGCGAUUUGAAUCCCAAGGCAACGAGCACACGAAUCGUGGGUGGCAUAUGGUGGUUUUUCACCUUGAUCAUCAUAUCCUCAUAUACGGCCAACCUGGCGGCGUUUCUUACCGUGGAAAGGAUGAUAACUCCUAUCGAAAAUGCGGAGGAUCUUGCCAGUCAAACAGACAUCGCAUAUGGCACCUUGGAUAGCGGAAGUACCAUGACCUUCUUCAGGGAUUCGAUGAUCGAGACGUACAAGAAGAUGUGGCGAUUCAUGGAGAAUAAGAAGCCAUCAGUAUUCGUGCCCACUUACGAGGAAGGAAUCCAGAGGGUUCUUCAAGGUGAUUACGCUUUCUUAAUGGAAUCCACCAUGCUGGAUUACAUCGUGCAAAGGGAUUGCAAUCUAACGCAAAUCGGUGGACUUCUGGAUAGCAAAGGAUACGGGAUUGCCACGCCUAUGGGUUCUCCUUGGCGUGACAAGAUAUCUCUGGCGAUUCUAGAACUCCAAGAGAAGGGAGAGAUCCAGAUGUUGUAUGACAAAUGGUGGAAGAGUCCCGGUGACACUUGCAUGAGAACGGAGAAAGGAAAGGAGAGCAAAGCGAAUUCGUUGGGCGUAGACAAUAUAGGCGGAGUAUUUGUUGUACUGCUGUGUGGAUUGGCGUUCGCCGUGGUGAUCGCAAUUUUCGAGUUCUGCUAUAAUACCAGAAGGUCGGCGCCGGAACAGAGAGCUCCAGUAUCGAUACCAAUCUGUUCGGAUUCUCUGCAAGGAAUCUCGCAAUCUGUGCAACAACAGACGCAGCAACAGUCGCAACAGCAACAACAGCAACCGAAUCAGCAGCAGGAGUCUCUGUGCUCGGAGAUGGCGCGAGAAUUGUGCCGCGCGUUGCGAUGCCACGCAUCCUCGAGGCGGCGACGCACCUGCGAGAAAUGCUCGACCCAUGUGCUCGGCUAUCCGCCGGACAAUCCCACUGCCACCCCCUUGAAUGGGAUGAGAUCGCAGAGAAGCAGCCUGGGUGUUCCCACAGUCGAACUGCCGCCACACGUCCACAUGCAUCAUCACGCGCCACCACCACACGAUUACGAUGGAACUUAACUCACGAACCUCGUCGCAUCAUUGCGAUCACUUCUUAAGGCCUGACGAGCGACAAAAUAUGAACUGGACAGAAGGGGAAAAAGUACAACAACCGAGGAAUAAAAUCUCUUUUCCUUUUUUUGAACAAGAAAAAAAAGAAAGAAAAGUGAAGAAUUAGAAAGAUCGACAAGAAAGUACAAAAACGCAUCAAGUGGCAGCGAACGGAUCAGAUCGACCAGAGAGAUUCGUCCUUUCCAUUUUUUUUUUUUUUUUUUUUUUCUAGAGAACGAAGUAGUUAUCCCGCCGCGGGUAUCACGUCGAUAAUCACCAAAGGAGAACGAACAAUUUGCACAAUUUCUCAAUUCACCGAAGGCCCCGUGUCGGAACACGGGCGGAGGAAAAUGGUUCUCGUAUAUUAAUUAUAUCCACUCCCUUUUCUUACCGAAAUCUCACCGAAAAAAAAAACAAAGAAAGAAAGAGAAAAAAAAAUGGACUCGUUUCACUUUCUACCGUAGAAGCUGCACCGAAGACGAUUGUUCGCACAUUGUUUGAUAAUAAAAUCGCGGAGCGGAGGGAUCGAUUGUGGAGAAUAAAGAAACGAACGGAUAUCUAUCUCGAGAGAAGAUAAAAAUUGAAAAUAAUUUUUCAAGAAUUCUCGACAAGCUAUCUAUCCUCUUUUUUUCUUCUUCUUUAGUCGAAGUGUCCUAUCUAACAAGUUUGUUUAUUUGUCAGAAAAUUUUUUAAUUUGUAAAUCAAAUUGGAAAGAUUGUGUGCGUGAUUUUUCCCCGUAACAAGAAUGUUACGAGAUACGACGAAAAAUGAAUUGAAUUUUAUAUUUCGGAAUAUUAGAUAGGAAAUUUUAACUAAGAUGGAUAGCUUUUAGAGCGAGCGUUUAAUUUACAUGUAGUAGCUAUAAAAAGUAUUCAUCGCAUUAUUAUAUUUAUAUACCAAUUAAACAAAUAUAUAUAUAUUUAAUAUAUAUAUAUUCUCUUCGUUUAACAAUUUAUUAUUGAAAAACAGAAAUGCGAAUAUUUUUUCUAGCCACUAUACGUAAAACACGAUUAAAUUUCGAUCGAUCCCUGAAAAAUCACUUGAUGAUGGAGCCUGAUGUACACACCAUUUUCAAAUUUUUCUAACCACUUUGUACAAACCGAGAUGAGUAGGAAUCUAAGUAGAGAUCGAGAAAUAAAUAAAAUAAUCGUAUUUUUUAAUUAGAAUAUUUCUCCUUCGAGGAAAUGUCGAGUUGAGUGAAAAAAAAAUGUGAAACUUGAACUUUCCUUCCAUUCGCGGCCAAGAUAAGUUAGCGUAUCCUAGAUUUCAGCCACGAUUCGAUGCUUCCUAUAUUUUUCACGCGAUAGAACGACGCGCGAUCGAUCGUAGAAAUCGGGACGAUCACGUAAAGGCAGUGAAAAACGUCGAUAUCAGAUCGAUUCUUUUCGCCUUUUUUUGCGUGAACGAACCGCACCGUAACGAAAAAAACGUAAAUGAAUUUCUUGCAUACUUAACAUACACACGUAUACAUGCGCAUACACACACAUACACACACACAGAUACAGAUCCGUGUAAAUACCGCGGCGGCACGCGCGAAAGUAGACGAUCCCAUUUGCGAGUAUUUUAAAAAAAAAAUAGAGGAGGCAAGGGAGUAAUUGUUUAGCGUUAAAGGAAAACGGAAAAAAAAAAAAAAAGUACAACUAAGUAGACGUUUGGUGUCAUUUCACGUGUGUAUAUGCAGAUAGACGGCGAAUAAAUGUAAAGACAAGAUGAUGGACACG
Apis mellifera (honey bee) is the source of this 5215-nucleotide messenger RNA. Its product is annotated as glutamate receptor ionotropic, kainate 2. Gene Ontology annotation, molecular function: glutamate-gated receptor activity. The transcript is spliced from 20 exons. Gene Ontology annotation, biological process: monoatomic ion transport. Gene Ontology annotation, cellular component: postsynaptic membrane; plasma membrane. Lineage: Eukaryota; Metazoa; Arthropoda; Insecta; Hymenoptera; Apidae. The record is from RefSeq and is a predicted model, not a curated record. Bases 387 to 3464 code for a protein of 1025 amino acids.